AACGCACCAAUAGUUAUCUUGGCUCGACCUAAAAAUCCGCCUAUUCCUGUGCCCGAUUGCUGUUUGAUGUUAUGGAGAAAACUUAUGCUAACUAGAGAGGAUAUCAAUGCCGCAGUGAAAGCUGCCGAACUUAACUCUACCACUUUCUCUGCCGCUGUGCCAAUCUCUGUGGAUCGAUUUGAUUGGGAGAAAAUCAUGUACUCAGGCUGCUUUCCCGCUGUGAAAAAUACGCCAAAAUGCACAGAAAAAGAGAUUCGAGACUACUGUAACAACAUCUCUGGAAAAGUGGCAUUCGAGGAAAAGCUGAACAUAUUUUUGCUGAGAAAUCCGUAA
This is a messenger RNA of Strongylus vulgaris, 333 nucleotides long. The record is from the annotation of a GenBank genome assembly. NCBI's taxonomy places the organism in Eukaryota, Metazoa, Nematoda, Chromadorea, Rhabditida, Strongylidae.